This is a messenger RNA of Mauremys mutica (yellowpond turtle), 3334 nucleotides long. It is a transcript of the gene BRSK1, whose product is annotated as BR serine/threonine kinase 1. The transcript is spliced from 7 exons. The coding region runs from base 1 to 894 and encodes 297 amino acids. The record is from RefSeq and is a predicted model, not a curated record. Lineage: Eukaryota; Metazoa; Chordata; Testudines; Geoemydidae.
AUGGGCAAGUUCCCCAGCUGUGCUAAGGCCCCGGAGAACCAGGGGAAACUGGGGAUGACGCUGAACAUUGUCACCCCCCACCCCUCCCCCCGGGGCAGCCCCCUCCCCACCCCGCUGGGCACCCCCGUCCACACGCCCAAGGACAGCCCCUCGGGCACCCCCGGGGGCACCCCCCCCUCCAGCCCCGGGGCCGCCGGCCUGGCCUGGAAAACGCGCCUCAGCUCCAUCAAGAACAGCUUCCUGGGGUCGCCCCGCUUCCACCGCCGGAAACUGCAAGUCCCCACCCCGGAGGAGAUGUCCAGCCUGACGCCGGAGUCCUCCCCAGAGCUGGCGAAGAAAUCCUGGUUCGGGAAUUUCAUCUCGCUGGAGAAGGAGGAGCUGAUCUUCGUGGUGAUCCGGGACAAGCCGCUCAGCUCGGUCAAGGCCGACAUCGUCCACGCCUUCCUCUCGAUCCCCAGCCUGAGUCACAGCGUCCUGUCCCAGACGAGCUUCCGGGCCGAGUACCGGGCGUCGGGGGGCCCGGCCGUCUUCCAGAAACCCGUCCGGUUCCAGGUGGACAUCGGCGCCUCCGAGGGGGGGGCCGCCCCCAAGGACAGCGGGGUCUUCUCCGUCAGCUUCACCCUCAUCUCAGGUCCCAGCCGCCGAUUCAAGCGGGUUGUGGAGACGAUCCAGGCUCAGCUGCUCAGUUCCCACGACCAGCCCUCGGUGCAGGCCCUGGCCGACGAGAAGAACGGGCAGCAGCCCCGCCCGCCGGGCACCCCCACCCGCGUGGCCCCGAAUUCCCGGCGCUCCGACCCCGACGUCGCGGAGCAGCCUCGCCGCGGCUCGUGCAAGGAAAAGAAACUCGUGUCGUCCAACGGGACGCAGGCCCCCCAGCCCCCGCAGCAGCCGUGACCCCCGGGGAGCCCGGCCCCCCACUCUGGCCCCGGCCCCCUGCGGCCGGCGCCGGGGCAGGAAGCCGAGGAAGAAAGACACGGACGGGACCUCGCCCCGACGGGGCUUUGGGGGGGGGGCCGCAGGGGAAUUGACCAGGUGCCGCCGUCCGAGCAGGCCAUACUGUGAACCUGUAAAUAUUGAAAACAAACAACCCCCCCCACCCCCCCGACACAGAAGAACGAAAAGGAAACUGCAAAUGACAAGAAACCCCACAAAAAAUCCACAGAGGAAAAAAAACUGAGCGGGGGGGGGGGCGGCUGGGGGGGGCGGCUGGCUGGCUGGCCAGGGUGGCGGGGGGGGACAAGAUUUUAAUUUAAUUUAUUGAAUGGGGAGGGAGUGGAUAGGUGGAUUCGUUACCCCUCCUCCGCUUGCCUCCCCUCGUUCCCCUGCCCCACGACCCCCCCGCGCCCCAGUUCCAUCCGCCCCAGACCUUGGCUGGCUACUUCCCAAACUGCUUUCAUGGCCCCCGCCCCCCGCUGCGGCGAAGCGAGGUGGGAGGCUCGGGUCCCCCACGCUGGAUCGAAGCCAGUUCGCACCCUCACGCCGGUCCCGGAAGGGGGGGGGCUUUUUUCUCCCGUGGGGCGAAACUCUCCCGGUCCCCCGAAACCUGGGGCCGCGUCUGCGCUCGCCCCAGCUCCGGCGCCAGGCAGGGAGGGAACCGGCGCUUUCCCGGCCUCCGCGGUGGAGCCAAGGAAAGGAACCGACUUCGCUGCGGCCGGCCGAGGCCCUGGGGGGGGGCGACGCCGCUUUCUGCUCAGCCGCCCGGAGCCGCCGUUUCUUUCCAUUUUCACGGUUGCGCAAAGGGACGGGCGGCGGGGGGGGGGAGCCGCCGGUUUCUGAAUGACGGCGGCUGCUGGGAACCAAACCGUCCGCACGUUAUAAGCCAUUUAACCCCCCUCCCGGCCCCGGUAAACGCUCAGAAGGCAGAGGAAUAACAGUGGGCUCUGGCCGCGUCUUUUCUUGCUUCGCCUCGUUGUCGGGUUCGACGCGUCUCCUUUGCGGGCGCCUGAAAACCGAAGGCUCCCGAGCUUAAUGGUCCCUCUCCUGAGCUGGGCCACGGCAAACGGGCACGUGUAAACUAGGUCGAAAUCAGUGUUGUUAAACCAGAGUGAAACCUCCUCCCCGCUCCCAAGUGUAGACGCGCUUCCCCCGGCUUUGUAGCAGCAACGAUUUCUGGGCGGGGAAAGCACAGCUCUGCCCCGCAUCCGGUGGGAUUUGAGUCACUAGCCAGCCGGGGGGUGGCGGUUUGGGGGAGGGAGCGACUAGCCUAGCGAUUCAGGCCAGGUUCAGAUCCGUCGGCUGCCGGAUUCCUACCCGGGACUGGAACUCGGGUCGUCCAGCGCCCGGCUCAGCACAUGCCCGGCCCGGGGUCCAGUGAAUGAUUUAUACAAAGGGGAACGGCUCCCCCCGAGCAGCCGGGGGCCCUGGGCUGAGCUGGGGACGAUCCCAGGGCCAAAUCAGGAGCCUGGGGUCGUGGGAGGGUGACGCAUCACGUCGCCGGUCCCCAAAGCAGCUCCACCUAGGCCGGGAACGAGAGUCCCUGCCAAACCGAUGCACCUUGGGUGGGUGCAGACCAGGUCGAAAUCAGUGUUGUUAAACCGGAGUGAAACCCACUCCCAGUGUAAACACGUUUCACAGCAGCCAUGAGCCACCGACAACGAUUUCUUACCCGGUGUGAACGUCAACCCCUUUGCCCCUCUGCCCCCAAGCCCCCUUCCGGGGGGCUGAAAGCCGGUUUGAACUGGCGUAGUCGGCCCACCUCACUUUUCCAGAACCCGGCCUCAGCCAGCUCCCGUUAAGGACACGCCCCCUCUCCAGCCCCCCGCCCGCCCUACAAGGGAAGCCGCUAAACCAGAUUGAAACCUGGUUAAAACUCAGGUUCAAACUGGCACCAGAUCAAACGGGUUUAGCCUGCAGCAGCACCACUCCCACUGUGGCCUGGGGCAAGGCCGGGGUGUGGGGGGUUCCCCGCUCCCUAGGUAACAGGCCUGGAAAGGCAGGUGGGGCAGCGUCUGCCCACCCCAUGGCUUGGGGUGGGGAGGGGUGUCCCCUCUCGCCUUCACCCGCGCAGGUCCCGGCGUGGGUUCUGCGCCCCGGCUACAAAAGGAGAUGGAAAAUGGAACCAGAUUUACACUAAACCAAUUUGAAGCUGGUUAAGAGUGUUUACAUGGGGGCACGGCCGGAGCAAAGCCGCCGAGCCAUAUGGGUGUAGCUCAAAGGGGAAGGUGCCACCCCCCCCACUCCUCUCUGCCAGCCCCCCUGCCCCCCAUGCGCCGAUUCCCAGCAUGGAGCGAACCGGACCUGAUGUCCCACCCUGCUCCCCGCCCCCCGUGGAUUCCUGUUCAGCCUGGGAUCGACCAUAAGAUGCGGCCUCUCUGGGGUGGGGCGCGGGGGCUGU